AUGGCAACAGUGUUGCCUCCUCCAAGUAAGCGCCAGCGUCGUGAGAUUGACGAAAAGGCCAGACAACAGCAGGAGGUCGAUUCAAUUCCGGACAACUUGGGUAGCGUCCGAGUUCAGUUUUUCGACCAGUCCACAGGAGCCGCCUCUGGACCAGCUGUAGCCGUUCCUCUAGGUGAUGCAACAGUGAGGAACUUGGAAAUUCUAUUGAAUACUCUUCAGGGCCAUGAUGACCAUGAAAGGAUUCCAUAUAGAUUUGCGUAUAAGGAAGACGAUAAGGAUGGCAGCCUAGUCGAUAUUUCUUCCGACUUGUAUCAUUCUCUCCUUCAACCGGGUAUAAAAACAACGGAGGAUAUUAUCCACCUACAAUACACGCCCCAGGCUGUAUUUCGUGUCAAGGCUGCAUCACGAUGCUCAGCGUCAAUAGCAGGGCAUGGGGAAGCUAUAUUAGCUACAUCUUUUGCUUCGUCUUCGUCUUCACGUAUGGUAUCUGGAAGUGGUGAUUCAACGGCGCGUGUAUGGGACUGCGAUACUGGAACACCCUUACACACAUUGAAGGGACACACUAGCUGGGUUUUGGCUGUGAGCUGGUCGCCGAAUGACAAGAUAAUUGCCACUGGAAGCAUGGAUAACACGAUCCGAUUAUGGGAUCCCCGGACUGGCCAGGCCUUAGGCGCCCCGAUGAAAGGACACACCAAAUGGAUCAUGAGCCUUGCAUGGGAGCCAUAUCAUUUACAAAGCCCUGGAAAGCCCAGAUUAGCCUCAGCAUCCAAGGAUUCAACCGUUCGAAUAUGGGAUGCCGUGUCUAGACGCAUUGAGACCGUAUUGACCGGACAUAAAGGGUCUGUAUCAUGCGUUAGAUGGGGCGGCCUUGGUAAAAUAUACACCUCUUCUCACGAUAAGACUAUCAAAAUAUGGAAUCCAGAAGAUGGCAGUCUGGUUCAAACAUUAUCCUCCCAUACCCACCGUGUCAACCACCUAGCACUAUCCACCGAUUUUAUCCUUCGCACGUCUUACAAUGAGCACAACAAAAAAUCACCAGAGAAAGAAGAAGAUAAGGUAAAGUUAGCAAAGGAGAGGUUUGAAAAAGCUGCCACCGUCAAUAAAAAGAUAUCUGAAAGAUUGGUCUCAGCUAGUGACGAUUUCACUAUGUUUUUAUGGGACCCGGAGUCAUCAAGUAAGCCGGUAGCUCGAAUGCUUGGGCACCAAAAAGAGGUCAACCACGUCACAUUCUCCCCAGACGGAGCAUACAUAGCUUCUGCUAGCUUUGAUAACCAUGUCAAAUUGUGGAAUGCUCAAGAUGGAAAGCUUCUCGUUUCUUCUUCAAAAGACACAACUCUGAAGAUCUGGGACGUGCGGACCGGGAAAAUGACCAUGGAUCUACCAGGUCAUCAAGACGAGGUAUAUGCAGUCGACUGGAGUCCGGAUGGUGAAAAGGUUGGAAGCGGAGGAAGGGAUAAGGCAGCCUUGAAACUUGAAUCUCUUGCCAUUACCAAUACUAUGAGCUUACUUCCACCGUUUCCACACGAGUUGGGGGCUGGGCAACAUAACCAGUCUUACAAAUUCCGGGAUUGCUUGAAGGUAUAA
Messenger RNA from Microsporum canis CBS 113480, 1584 nucleotides. RefSeq names its product WD repeat protein. The transcript has 4 exons. Gene Ontology annotation, cellular component: nucleolus. Lineage: Eukaryota; Fungi; Ascomycota; Eurotiomycetes; Onygenales; Arthrodermataceae. Gene Ontology annotation, biological process: ribosomal large subunit assembly. Gene Ontology annotation, molecular function: protein binding. The record is from RefSeq and is a predicted model, not a curated record. The coding region runs from base 1 to 1584 and encodes 527 amino acids.